AUGGCUGUCCUCCCAGCCACAGCUACGGGACCGGUGCAGGGCGGAGCGGGCGUGCGCGCUCUGCCCCUCCGCGGCCGCCCCGCGGCUGUCCAGAAAAGGCCCCGCGCCGCCCGCGCGCGCCGGUCCAGCAUCCCCGUCCUGGCCAUGCAGGGCCCCGCGGCGCCCCGCCCUGCGCCCGGCUCCCCCCGGGGCUCCCCGCGCGGCUCCUCCGGGCUCUUCAGGAAGCUCCAGGUGAACCAGAGCAUCCGCCUGCAGCGGCGCUUCACCCUGGCCCAUCCGCUGUGCUUUGACCUGGAAAAUGGGCUCCCGGGCGGGAGAAGCACCCUGGACCCUCCGGCCGGGCCGGGCCUGGGCCGGGCCCCGCAGGCCCCCGCCCCGCACAGCCAGCGGCGCGAGUCCUUCCUGUACCGCUCGGACAGCGACUAUGAACUCUCGCCCAAGGCCGUGUCCCGGAACUCCUCCGCGGCCAGCGACCUACACGGAGAAGACAUGAUUGUCACGCCGUUUGCCCAGGUGCUGGCCAGUCUGCGGACGGUCCGGAGCAACGUGGCGGCCCUGGCCCACCUGCAAGGCCGCGGGACAGCCAGGCAGGCGCCGGCCGUGGACCCUGCACACGCUGCACCCACAGAGGGGCGCGGGCCCGCGCUGGCGCUGGAGACGCUGGGCGAGCUGGACUGGUGCCUGGACCAGCUGGAGACGCUGCAGGCGCGGCACUCGGUGGGCGCGAUGGCCUCCAGCAAGUUCAAGCGGAUGCUGAGCCGGGAGUUGACCCACCUCUCUGAAACCAGCCGCUCCGGGAACCAGGUGUCCGAGUACAUCUCCCGCACCUUCCUGGACCAGCCGGCCGAGGUGGAGUUGCCCAGGGCGACCUCGGAGGAGCCCGCGGGGCCCAUGUCCCGGAUCAGCGGCUUGCGUGGGCCCCGCCGCGGCGCCAGCCUCUCCCCAGCCACCGUCCCCCGUUUCGGGGUCCAGACGGACCAGGAGGGGCAGCUGGCCAAGGAGCUGGAAGACACCAACAAGUGGGGGCUCGAUGUGUUCAAGGUGGCGGAGCUCAGCGGGAACCGGCCACUCACAGCCAUCAUAUUCAGCAUCUUUCAGGAGCGGGACCUGCUCAAGACAUUCCAGAUCCCAGCAGACACGCUGGCCACCUACCUGCUCACGCUGGAGGGUCACUACCACGCGGACGUGGCCUACCACAACAGCCUGCACGCCGCCGACGUGGCCCAGUCCGCCCACGUCCUGCUCGCCACACCCGCCCUCGAGGCCGUGUUCACAGACCUGGAGGUCCUGGCCACCAUCUUUGCCAGCGCCAUCCACGACGUGGACCACCCCGGCGUCUCCAACCAGUUUCUCAUCAACACCCACUCGGAGCUGGCGCUGAUGUACAACGACGCGUCCGUGCUGGAGAACCACCACCUGGCCGUGGGCUUCAAGCUGCUGCAGGCGGAGAACUGCGACAUCUUCCAGAACCUCAGCCCGCGCCAGCGGCUCAGCCUGCGCAAGAUGGUCAUCGACAUGGUGCUGGCCACAGACAUGUCCAAACACAUGAACCUCCUGGCUGACCUGAAGACCAUGGUGGAGACCAAGAGGGUGACCAGCCUCGGGGUGCUUCUCCUGGACAACUACUCCGACCGCAUCCAGGUCCUGCAGAACCUGGUGCACUGCGCGGACCUGAGCAACCCCGCCAAGCCGCUGCCCCUGUACCGCCGCUGGACCGAGCGCAUCAUGGCCGAGCUCUUCCAGCAGGGCGACCGGGAGCGCGCAUCCGGCCUGGACGUCAGCCCCAUGUGCGACACAGACUCCACAGCCUCUGAGUCCCCGCAGGUGGGAUUCAUCGACUACAUCGCCCACCCGCUGUGGGAGACCUGGGCUGACCUGGUGCACCCGGACGCCCAGGGCCUGCUGGACACGCUGGAAGACAACCGCGAGUGGUACCUGAGCAAGAUCCCGCGGAGCCCCCCGGACCUCAGCAGCCCCGAGCGGGGUGGCCCCGACAGGUUCCAGUUUGAGCUGACUCUGGAGGAGGCGGAGGAAGAGGCGGAGGAAGAGGCGGAGGAAGAGGAGGAGGCAGCGUUAGACAGCAAGGCCUCAGAGUCACGCGACACUAAGCUCCUGUCCCCCGGAGCCAGCCAAAAGCCCAGUGACCUACCCGCGGACGGCCACAGGACUUAGGGCCAGAUGGUCCCCAGGGCGUGGACU
Messenger RNA from Microcebus murinus (gray mouse lemur), 2199 nucleotides. Lineage: Eukaryota; Metazoa; Chordata; Mammalia; Primates; Cheirogaleidae. The record is from RefSeq and is a predicted model, not a curated record.